UCGGAGACAUUGCAACAUUGCGACAUGGCGACAUAGCCAACAGCCGAGUGCCGAUUUCUUUCUGUCGUCGUCGUCGUCGCAAGGUUCAUUUGGUCCUCGUCGUGCUUGGGGAUUUCGUCCGCUUCCUACAACCUACGCGGAGAACCCGCGCUUUACACGGAAGCGAUGACCGAAAACGCCGAUUCACAAGCUGAAAAUGUUACACACUCCGAGCACGGGGAUGCGACGUCACAGGGGUCAGCAUUGGUCCAACAGCCGCAGCAGCAGCCAGAGCAGCAGCCACAGCAGCAGCCACAACAGCAGCCGCAAGCAUCUUAUUGGUCUAUAGCGAAAGGACUUGUGAUAAGGGCAGCUAUCGUAUACUUCGUCUCCAGUUAUUUCCGCAAACAGCCUGCUGCCCCAAAUGCCACAGACACAGUUGGCUCUUCGAACCUCUUUUCCAAUGGUACUAUCAUGGACAUGUACGUGUACGUGUGGGAGAAAGACACGUUUUCGAAUUUUGAAGUCGCCUCGGCUCUGCUGUGGAAACAGACUGACCUCGUCUAUGGAGACUGGGAAGGCGGACCAAACCACGACUCCAUCUACACGCACAGUGCUCGCAUCAAAGCCUCUCAGAACGUGAAGAACAAUGGGACACUCUACCUGCAUGUCUACUUUGUUCUGAGUGGCAAGUCGCCGGACCCAAGAGCAGGAAGUGACUACUCCAACGUUUACACCGUGUACAGAAAGAAACAGCUCAACAGGUAUAGGAAGUUGCGCUAUAAACGGACCCAGAACCUGCUGACUGGCCAGACCGCAGCCACUCCAGAAAUGGUGGAGAAAGCAGAGACGAUGAAAGAGGAAAUCCUGUCUCACUGGCACCCUAACUUGACCAUCAACAUCAUCGAUGACCACACACCGUGGAACCCCAACAGAGUCCCACCUCCCAUCGACCAGUAUGUCGAGUUUGAGCCCAGCACUGGCCAGUACUACCCCAUUGUGUACCUCAAUGACUAUUGGAAUCUGGCCAGAGACUAUAAGCCCAUCAAUGAAACCACAGAGUGGCUUGACCUGGAACUGGUGUACCACCCACUGAGCAUGUUCCGCUGGCAGCUCUACAUGGCUCAAGGCAUGCGCAGUUUUUCCUUCUUCGGCCAAGACCUGCUAGAGGAAUCUGAUGAGGACAGGGACUCCCUCAAGGAAGCCUUCCUGGAAACGUCUCCGUACCUCCUGGCAGUCACCAUUGCUGUGUCUAUCCUACACAGCAUCUUUGAAUUCCUCGCUUUCAAAAAUGAUAUCCAAUUCUGGCGCAACCGUAAGUCCCUGGAGGGCCUGUCAGUGCGCUCGGUCUUCUUCAACGUGUUCCAGUCACUGGUGGUGCUCCUGUACAUCCUGGACAACGAGGCCAACACAUUAGUGCAGAUUUCUGUCUUUGUGGGCUUGGCCAUCGAUGUCUGGAAGAUCCACAAGGUGGUCAACAUUUCGCUCGACCGUGACAACCCGUGGCUGGGGGUCAUCCCACGAGUACGUUUCUCGGACAAGUGUACCUACGUCGAGUCCUCUACGCGGCAGUACGACCAGAUGGCGUUCAAGUACCUGUCUUGGGCACUGUUUCCCCUGCUAGGUUGCUACUGCAUAUACUCUCUCAUGUACCAAGAGCACAAGGGCUGGUACUCGUGGGUGCUCGGUGUCAUGUAUGGCUUCCUUCUCACAUUCGGUUUCAUCAUGAUGACACCACAGCUGUUUAUCAACUACAAGCUCAAGUCAGUGGCUCAUCUACCGUGGCGGAUGCUCACCUACAAGUUCCUCAACACGUUUGUAGAUGACAUGUUUGCCUUUGUCAUCAAGAUGCCCACCAUGUAUCGGCUGGGAUGUUUUCGGGAUGACAUAGUGUUUUUGAUAUUCCUUUACCAACGGUGGAUCUACCGGGUAGAUCCCAAGCGCUACAAUGAAUUUGGCACCAGUGCGGAAGAACAUGCCAACGGCAAUGUCCCGGCCUUGUCUGCGGACGCCAUCAUGGAUAAACCAGCCGACCUCAAGAAAGAUGACUGAUCGGAUUAUGUCUCUGGAGAAGAAGUCACGAGAGGAAGCUUGUUGGAAGAAGGAAGUUUGUUGACAGUGAAUGUUAAGACACGAGUCUGUACUGUGGAGUCCUAGAAAAGGAAAAAAAGUAAAUUAUGUCGCCAUGUC
This is a messenger RNA of Ornithodoros turicata, 2169 nucleotides long. RefSeq names its product putative lipid scramblase CLPTM1. Lineage: Eukaryota; Metazoa; Arthropoda; Arachnida; Ixodida; Argasidae. Gene Ontology annotation, cellular component: endomembrane system; membrane. The coding region runs from base 166 to 2031 and encodes 621 amino acids. The record is from RefSeq and is a predicted model, not a curated record. The transcript is spliced from 12 exons.